This is a messenger RNA of Talaromyces amestolkiae, 1212 nucleotides long. RefSeq lists its product as uncharacterized. Gene Ontology annotation, molecular function: metal ion binding. The record is from RefSeq and is a predicted model, not a curated record. NCBI's taxonomy places the organism in Eukaryota, Fungi, Ascomycota, Eurotiomycetes, Eurotiales, Trichocomaceae. Bases 1 to 1212 code for a protein of 403 amino acids. The transcript has 3 exons.
AUGUCUGAAAUUCGUCCUCAAUUCUUCCUCGUUCGCGAGAAUGACGCCAUCGUCCCUCUCAUCGCCCUUGAUGAGCUCCCCGCUAACAUCACCAUCCCUGGCGUCUCUCGCAACUUGGGUAUGGCCGACACUGGAGGCAUGACCAGCGUUGGAAAGAUCUCUAGUCGCGGUGCCGUCUACGUCGUCAACGGUGUCUCCGAGGGCAAUGACGAUCGCUUCCCACCUUCCAAUGGCAAGGGCAAAGGCCGCUUCGGUGACAAGAAGCAAACUGGCGUUCCCGUCGAUGGCAACGGUCGAAAAAUUUACUGUUCCUUCUGGCUUCGUCACGGCGAGUGCAUGUUCGAGCAGCAAGGAUGUCAGUACAAGCACAUUAUGCCCCAGGACCUUGACACCAUCCGUCGUUGUGGCUUKCAUGACAUUCCAGCUUGGUAUCAGAAGGCGUAUGGCGUGUCUGGUCUACUUCGUCCAACUGGAGUCAACCAGAACAACUGGCGUAAGCCUCGUGGUGCCUGGAAAGCCCCCGAGCACAAUGACGAGACUAUUAACGGCAAUGGAAAUGGCGCUCCUGCUCACCGAAAGGACAACCGCAUCACGGCUACCCCUGAGAGUUCCAACAAAACUGAUGGCCCUGUGUCUGGAGUACGCGAUGAUGCAGCAGAGGCAUCUAAUGGAGCUAACCUCGCUACCGACAAGGGAAAGCAGCCCGUCGUCGCUACUACCGCUACCACGAAGAAGGGCGGUGCGAACCCGGUUACCCCUACCCACGGUAACCGUAUCGUUGAUUUUGAACGCAUUGGUUCUGCAUCAUUUGGAUACAAGUAUGAUGCUCCCGCACCCCAAACUCCGACUGAGCGCCUCCCCAUGCGUGCUCGCCGUCUGUUUGAAGCUAGAGGUCCUAACAAUGACUAUAGUACGUCUCCCGAUUUCUCUACCCCCUCAAUGACCCUUACAGGAAACUCAUUUUCUUCCUUCAGCUCCUUGGGAGGAACCCCGCGGUCGACUUCAGAAGAAACAGUGAAGGUCGCUGCCCGGGUCAACAACAAGCCCAUUGCUGUCAUUGACGGGGAUAUCGAAGAUGCCGACGACACUUUGGACAACUUGAACGACGAGCUUGCAAAGUUUACCGCCAACGAACCUCCUUACCGCAGCAUCAGUGAAUUGCUUCCUACUUCUCUUCCUGAGGAUCGUUUCGGAAACUUGAUCUUGAUCUGA